CGAUAAUUUUAAUGUUUUAACACUGCAUGGUAACUUACACAAUGUUCUUGGUGAUCAGGUGACCGAAACAAUUAAAGGCAUUAUGCUAAACUUGCCUGAUGAACAUGUACCAGAGGAGUUACAUGUAGAUGCCGAUGUCUUUGAGAAGAUGAAGAAACUAAAACUGCUUAAACUCAGUGGGAUAAGACCUUGUGGACACCUUACAUAUAUUUCAAAUGAAUUAUGUUAUCUCGAUUGGGAUGAUUACCCUGCAAAGUUUUUGCCAUCUAAUUUCCAUCCAAAAAAUCUUGUUCAACUUCGCCUUUGUCACAACCAAAUCAAAGAAAUAUCAUCAAGUAUCAAGUUUCUAGAGAAGUUAAAAUACCUUGACCUCGGUCACUCCUUAAAUUUGUAUAAAACUCCUAACUUGUCUAGUCUCCCAUAUUUGGAGAAAUUAAAUCUUGAAGGGUGUAAAAAUCUAAUUGAGGUCCACGAGUCGAUUGGAGUUCACGAGAGGCUUGUGACAUUGGAUCUGCGGAACUGUAAAAAUCUGAGGAGUCUCACAAAAAGCAUCAAGUUGGAAAAGUUGAAAUAUUUGAAUCUAUCAGGAUGCGUAAAACUUGAGAAGUUUCCAGAGAUUGAAGGGCGUAUGAAUUGUUUGCAGCAUCUUGAUUUGGAUGAAACUGCAAUAAAAGAUUUGCCUUCAUCAAUUGAGCAUCUUGAAGGGCUUAGGGGUUUAUAUCUAGGUUAUUGCCCAAAGCUUAAAAGUAUUCCAACAGACAUUUUUUCUAGAAUGAAGGAUUUAGAAUCCCUUAAGAUGGCAGGAACCGCUAUAGAACAGUUACCAUCUUCCAUUGUACAGUUGUGUAAACUUAAUUGGCUUGGGCUAAGUGAUUUACAAAAAUGGUCUCCCAAAACGCCAAAUUCAUUGGUGUCAUUUUCAUUGGUGCGAAAGAGAACUACUAAUUAUUUGCAACUGGAACUGCUCUCCGCUUUGAGCACUUUAUCUUGUUUACAUUUAAGUGGAAGCAAUUUCUCUAGCAUACCAACAAGCCUCAUUCAACUCAAAUGUCUGAGACACCUUCGUUUGGAACGUUGCACAAGCCUCCGAACGUUAACUUCACUUCCGUCAUCUAUUGAACAUGUGAAUGCACAUGGCUGCAAAUCAUUGGAACGGUAUUGGAUUCCACCAAGUGGAAUUGGUCCAAACAAUCGCGGAUUCAGAUUCACUGAGUGCCGCAAAUUGGUUAUGGAUGAGAUGGAAAACAUGCCAAAUAUAUCAUCACAAACUCAGCUUCAGGGAAUUCAAUGGAUCAGUUUUCCGGGAAGUGAGAUUCCGCAAUGGUUUAGGCAUAAGAGUGAAGUUGAGGUGUCUUCUUUGUCUUUGGUGAUAGAUCAUCUUUCUUCUUACAAUUACGUCAAAGGAAUUGCCAUCUGUGCUGUUUUGGAAAUUCAUGAUAUCUCAUUGAUUGGAUUUGAUCUAAAAAUCAAUGGUUAUGGCGUGAACUGGUUUGAGAACGCCGACAGUUAUUAUUCUUCCUAUUAUUGGGGGUGUAAAGGCAAUCACGUUAUUUUGGGGAACGUAACAGAAUAUUACGAUGAGUUGUCUAAAGAAUAUCAACCAAUUAAAAAUUUGAUGAAGAAGAGACCAAAGCUCAGCCCAGGCCCUCCCAAUAUUUGUGAUGAUGCCAGCUGUUACAUUCAGGCUUCAGUUAUAUCAUCCUACUACCCUGGGUCAUACUGUCAAGAAAUGUUGAAGAAAAUGGGUAUCCAUCUAAUUAUGGAGGAGCAAGGUGAAGGUUAACAGUGAGAAAUCCUAGCAUUAAGAGGCAAAGAAAGGAUCAUUUGGAUAGUUUUGAUUGUCAUAUUUGUAUACAAGAAGCUCUUCUGGUUGUAAUAACAAUUUCAAUUGUGAAGGAAAAUGUUUUGUUUGUACGUAUCAAAAUCUUUUUGGCCAUAUAUGGAUUAUAUGUCCUGAAAAAUUUUAUUUACAAUAAUCACACCGUGUAAUGGUCACAUAGCAAUACUGAUGGGUCACUUGUCAUGGUGGUCUUGCCGGGGAUCUUGACCAAGGGUGAUGUAUAUCUGGUGGUAAUGGCAGCAGCAAUGAUGAUUAUAGUGGUGAGGACGAAACAGAUGAAG
This is a messenger RNA of Cornus florida, 2121 nucleotides long. Its product is annotated as disease resistance-like protein DSC1. Lineage: Eukaryota; Viridiplantae; Streptophyta; Magnoliopsida; Cornales; Cornaceae. The record is from RefSeq and is a predicted model, not a curated record. The coding region runs from base 83 to 1783 and encodes 566 amino acids. The transcript has 4 exons. Gene Ontology annotation, molecular function: protein binding.